Linum tenue is the source of this 387-nucleotide messenger RNA. Lineage: Eukaryota; Viridiplantae; Streptophyta; Magnoliopsida; Malpighiales; Linaceae. The record is from the annotation of a GenBank genome assembly.
AUGUGCAGAAGAAAGUCCCCGUGCUUGUCCACAGCGAAAACCCCGGCCGGCGUAGAAUCGCUCGUGAUCCUCCAGUACGUACAUCGACGAGAUAUGGCCUUCAAUUCAACCCCUUACUUGCUCCCCAAACAUCCUUAUCCGAGAUCCCAAGCUCGCUUCUGGGCCGAAUUCUCCGACCAAAAGUGCGUGUUUAGAGCAUGGAAAGCUUUUUGGCGGCCGAAAGGCGAAGAGAAAGACAAGGCCAUUGAAGUUUCAGUGGAAAGGUUUGAGUACCUUGAGAAGCGGAUUCAGGGCAAGACAUUCUUCGGCAGUGGAGAGGACGGUGAAGAAGAAGAAAAUGAGAAGAUUGGGCAUUUGGAUUUGGUGUUGGGUUGGAUCCAACUAUGA